AUGUCGAGGGAAGAGGAAGAGGAGAAGAGGGAGGGCUCUGGUCGCUGGUACUGUUGAUGUCAAGAUUCCUCUCUCCUACCUAGCGCCAUACACAGCUUCUGCCAGCCUUCCCUGAACUUGGAGCUCCUUUAUCCCCUCCACUCUUUCUCUCUCCCCUCCGCCCCUCCCUCUCUUCCUCUCCACUGAAGAACAUUUCCCGGGCCAAGGCAGACCAAAUAAUGGCUCUGCCAACUCUCUGACCACCACGUCCAGUCUGCAGGCCAGGCGGCCGAAGAAUCCCAGAGGGGAGCAGAGAGCGUGGAAGAUCAGCAAUAUCUGCGUCUUAAACCCUGCCAGCUUCACCGCUGCCUUUUCCCUCUUGGGGAUUAAGCUGCCAUGGAAGCUCAAAGGAUUUGGCCAGGCUGAGCGCCCAGGCUGCAUCUGUUCUGCCGCUGCAGAAUCUGACCGGUAAUGGGAUAUCACUUUCCCGGGAUACUGAAUAUUUGCCCUUUCCCAGCCAUUUCUGGAUUAGCAACUUCUGUGUUUCUGGGUGUCAUGCAUAAAGGAAGAGCCCUGUGUGACUCAAAAACUUGCUUCCUGCAUUGAUCUGAUAGAGAAAGCGGAAUACAUGAGAGGUCUCUACAGGGUUCUCUCAUCCUCUCCACCUCUGCCCAUUUUCGGUUGAUCGGUGGACUAUGGUGACGGGGAGAUGUUGGCCAGGAAGAGCAUCAUCCCCGAAGAGUAUGUCCUCGCACGGAUCGCGGCUGAGAACCUGGGCAAGCCACGCAUCAGGGACCGGCCCCAGAAAGCCCGCUUCAUCGCCAAAAACGGGGCUUGCAACUUGGCUCACAAGAACAUCCGCGAGCAAGGGCGCUUCCUGCAGGACAUCUUCACCACCCUGGUGGACCUGAAGUGGCGCCACACACUGGUCAUCUUCACCAUGUCCUUCCUGUGCAGCUGGCUCUUCUUCGCCAUGAUGUGGUGGCUGGUGGCCUUUGCUCACGGGGACAUGGACAAGCCGUGCACAACCAGCGAGGAGGUCGAUAUAUGGAAGCCCUGCGUCACUUGCGUCAGGUCUUUCACCUCUGCUUUCCUCUUCUCUAUUGAGGUCCAGGUGACCAUUGGCUUUGGAGGGAGGAUGAUGACCGAAGAAUGUGCCAUAGCGAUCAUCGUACUGAUGCUCCAGAACAUUGUGGGCUUGAUCAUCAAUGCCGUCAUGUUGGGUUGCAUCUUCAUGAAGACGGCGCAGGCACACCGGCGAGCCGAGACCUUGAUCUUCAGCCGGAACGCAGUCAUCGCCGUACGCAAUGGCAAGCUCUGUUUCAUGUUUCGGGUCGGGGACCUGAGGAAAAGCAUGAUAAUCAGUGCCUCGGUGCGGAUCCAGGUGGUCAAGAAGACCACCACCCCUGAAGGUGAAGUCAUCCCUAUCCACCAGCUAGACGUCCCGGUAGACAACCCCAUUGAGAGCAACAAUAUUUUCCUAGUGGCCCCUUUGAUUAUUUGCCACAUCAUUGACAAGCGGAGUCCUCUCUAUGACAUCUCCGCCAAUGACCUGGCCAGCCAAGACCUAGAGAUCAUUGUCAUACUUGAAGGUGUGGUGGAAACCACUGGAAUCACCACCCAAGCAAGAACGUCCUACAUAUCCGAAGAGAUCCUCUGGGGCCACCGCUUCGUGCCCAUCGUAGCGGAAGAAGAAGGGGCCUACGCUGUCGACUACUCCAAGUUUGGCAACACGAGCAAAGUCGCAGCGCCGCGUUGCAGCGCCAAGGAGCUGGACGAGAAGCCUUCCAUCCUCAUCCAGACACUCCAGAAGAGUGAGUUGUCACACCAGAACUCCCUGAGGAAACGCAAUUCCAUGCGGAGGAAUAACUCCAUAAGGAGGAACAACUCCAUGAGGAGGAAUAAUUCAUCCUUUGUGGUGCCCAAAGUCCAGUUCAUGACACCAGAAGGAAACCAGAACAUGCUGGAGACAUGACAGGUCUCAAGUAAUCCCACACACUAUUCUCUUAAGACAUUUGUGUUAACUUGGUGUAAAGAAUUAAUGGAGCUGGGACCUAUUUAUUAUGUGCAAGCACCAGGUAGAACCAAACGGAGCAGGGGUAGGGGAUGUGUUGCCCUCCAGAUGAUGUUGGACUACAGUUCCCAUCAUUCCUAACUUUUGGCCGUGCUAGCAGGGUCUGGUGGGAGCCCAGAGCCCCACAACAUCUGGAGGGCCACAAGUCCCUCACCCCUGAAAUAGAGAGAAACACUGUAAUUGUAGUGUAGUUGUCACUGACAUGCUCUACCAGAACCUGGCCCACCUUCCAGCGUGUGUACCAUUUUAGACCGGAGGUGGGGGCUGACACGAUCAAACUUUCCUCUAGACUAGCCUUCCUCAGCCCAGUGUCCUUCAGAUGUUGCAGGACUUUAACUCCCAUCAGCCUCAGUCAGCAUGGCCAAUGGGCAGGGGUGAUGGGAGUUGUAGUCCAACAACAUCUGGAGGGCACCUGGUUGGACAAGAUGGUUCCAUACAAAAAUACAAUGAAUCCCUUCAGGUUUUUUAAGCACUUCAGAGACGAAACUAGGCCAGUGUCAGGAGGGAGCCAGCAAUAAAUCACACAGAGUAAGUGAAGUUAACUCUUUAUUAGAAGAAACAGGAUCUGUUCAGGGGUGCCAGGCCUAAUGAGCACAGCAACUCCUCUUCAGUAAGUCUUGACCCUAUGAGGCAGUUGCAGAGACUAAAGGUCCCCGCCUUCCACAGCUGCCUAAGUCUCUUCCUCUCCAGGGCUUUCCCCAAGCAAUCUGAGACUGUGCCAGCAUGCCUGCCUUUGCUCCUCCCACUUCAUGCCCUCCUGGUCCUGGAAGACCAUCGAAGAGGGGAGCUUGCUCCAGGCAAAGUUCAAAGUUCUGGCAUUGCUGUAAACAACCCUAAAUGACCUAGAGUACUUCUCGAACCAGGGAGUUGAACCCAGCCUUAGAAUUAUGCUUAAAUCAAUAGGACUUGGGUAGAAUGAACUUAAAUAUUACCAUGCCCUUGCAGUGAUCAGAAGUGGGUGGAAAGAGAGGUUAGGUAAAAUUUACUUCACUGUGUAGUAAGAUUCUGUGUAGGGUACAUUUGCCAGCAACUACCACAGUUAUUGUCAUUCAAAUCAUAUAUUUUUUUUUAAAAAAAAGGAAAAUAAUGCACAUUAGAAAACUAUAUUAAGAACCUCAGCAUAUACAGGUCUACUAGAUGUCCACUUCAUAAAGACAACCUUUUUAAAUAAAGUCGUCCCCCCACUUUCUUUGUUUUGAUGUGUAAUUAUGUUUAAGUUUUAUGUCCUGAAACACUGCCUAAGCCCUUCCAUGUCAGCUGGGUAGCUAGAUGCUCACUUUGGAUCAGUGAGAUCUGGAACUGGGAUUGCGCCAACUGAUGACGAGAAGAGACAGCCUCGAAUCAUAACAAUAUCAGGACCCCAGCAUCAUUUCGCUAGGCCUGGUUCAAACACAGCUUUUUCAAAAUCCCAUUAUACAUAUAUUGUUAUGGGGGUGAUGGCAACUCGGAUUAUAUUUGGGGGAGGGGGUCCGCUUCCAUGCCCGUGAUUCUGUAUCCAGUGAGUUUUAGAAUCGAGUACAAGAAGCUGCUGAGCCAGUCAGAUAUUUCUCCUUAUCAGCUGGCCAGUUAAGUGCUCUCACCAGCAUCUUAAAGAUUGGAAAUUAAACAAAGGGUCUGUGGGUUUCUCUUUAAGGUUUCCAGACUUAAAAGAGAGCAGAGCAGUUAAAUGCACAGAGGUCCUGUCCUCUAUUGAGUCUGGCAACCCUAGAUCUACAGGAAAGUGGGGUAGGCAUUUCCCCUACCUGCCUUCACCUGGCUAGAUGCAGCAUCAACCUAGGAUGGAGGACGAUAGGCCAAGGAGGGUUUUUGUGUGUGAGAGAAUGUGUGUUUUGGCUGAUGCUGGAAGCUAGAUGGAUACACAUAGGAUUGUCUCGCUUGGUGGUGGACCCAAAGCUAUGUCUUUGAGAUCCCCUGGAAACCUAACGGGGAGGGAAAGGUCUGUCGAAAUGCCAAUGCUGUGAGCCCCUCCAUGCUAGGCUCGGGUUGUAUGUAUGUGUAAAUAAAACCAUAUAUCCUAAAGACAUCACAGUCUCCAUUGACCUUCAUUCCAAAGAAACCAAACUCCAGGUAAGACCAGAUCCACUGAAGUCUCUUGCUACUCAGAGAUUUGGGGCACAUGGAUAGAUCUAGCUAUCAUGGGAACAUAGGAAGCUGCCUUAUACUGAAUCAGACCAUUAGUCCGUUAGUCUAGCUCAGUAUUGUCUACACUGACAUUCCCAGUCUUCCCAGGAGAUCCUGA
Zootoca vivipara (common lizard) is the source of this 4292-nucleotide messenger RNA. RefSeq names its product potassium inwardly rectifying channel subfamily J member 8 (gene KCNJ8). Gene Ontology annotation, cellular component: plasma membrane. The record is from RefSeq and is a predicted model, not a curated record. Lineage: Eukaryota; Metazoa; Chordata; Lepidosauria; Squamata; Lacertidae. Gene Ontology annotation, biological process: potassium ion import across plasma membrane; regulation of monoatomic ion transmembrane transport. Gene Ontology annotation, molecular function: ATP-activated inward rectifier potassium channel activity.